Messenger RNA from Mizuhopecten yessoensis (Yesso scallop), 903 nucleotides. RefSeq names its product heat shock 70 kDa protein 12A-like. The coding region runs from base 199 to 903 and encodes 234 amino acids. The record is from RefSeq and is a predicted model, not a curated record. Lineage: Eukaryota; Metazoa; Mollusca; Bivalvia; Pectinida; Pectinidae. The transcript is spliced from 4 exons.
UGUGUGCAAAAUAUGACCUUUAGCCACACGAUCGGCUGAUACAUGUACAUGUAUAACAUAUAUUAGUACAUAUAAACAUUUUGCAGACAAGGACGUUAUAUGGGAAUUACGGAAAGGCGUACACCCUAGGAAGUUAUACACAUCGAAAGACAUCAACUAGUGUCAGAACCUGAGGGAUUUGUUCACAUCUUUUACAACAUGUCUGUAGACGAAGAUUCCAAUAGACAUUUGCCGUUAGCUGUGGUGGCGAUAGAUUUUGGUACAACAUACACCGGAUAUGCAUAUUCAUCUAGGAACGAAUUCCAGAAAAGUAAAAGUAAUUGUGCCGGGAUUAUCAACCAUAACAAUUGGGCAUCAGGAUUUGCAGGACUCUACUCCUUUAAAGCCCCGACCGUGGCUCUUUUCAAUUCGGAAAAGGAAUUCGAUUGUUUUGGAUAUGAAGCGGAGGACAAGUAUGCGAGACUUGCAGAAAACAAAGUACAUCAUAAGUGGUAUUAUUUCAGUAGAUUUAAAAUGCAGCUCUUCGACAAAAUGAAACUGUCGCGAGACUUUGCUAUAGCCGACCAGUUAGGAAAGUGUCUUCCUGCUAUAGAUGUCUUUUCAGAGAGUAUUAAAUAUCUUGCCAAAGCUGCAAAAAAGGAAUUUGUGAACGCAGGUCAAGACAAUCUUGUUUCUGACAUCAUAUGGGUCAUCACAGUUCCUGCAAUCUGGAAUGAACCCGCGAAACAGUUCAUGAGGCAAGCGGCCAUCAAGGCUGGGAUCGACAAAGACAACCUGAUGUUAGCUUUGGAACCCGAGGCUGCAGCCUUAUACUGUCGGUAUCUUCCCGGUAAAGAGGCAAACGACAUCCGCAGUUAUUUCCAUGGUGGUCGAUACAUGGUCGUGGACAUGGGAGGCAAGUGA